ACUGCGCUGUGGAACAAAACAGCAACAUGUCUCUGGAGGAUCCGUUUAUCGUCGUUAAAGGUGAGGUGCAGAAGGCAGUACAGCGUGGGCGGGGUUUGUGUGAGAGGUGGGCGGAGCUGCUACAGGAGGAGGAGCCAGUGAGCAGAGACGAACUUGAAUGGAGUAAAAACGAACUUCGUAACUGUUUACGAGCCAUCGAGUGGGACCUGGAGGACCUACAAGAGACCAUCAGCAUUGUGCAGUCAAACCCUGGGAAGUUUCGUUUGGGUGAGAAUGAACUGCAGGAGAGGAGAGAGUUUGUCGAGCAAACGCGAGCUGCAGUCGAGGAGAUGAAGCAGCAGCUCUCUAGUCCCUCAGCUGUUGCUCAGGCAGAGAAGAAGAACAGACAGGCUUUAAUGGAAACACAGCGGUAUGGAGGUUUGGAACCUCAUCUGGUGUCAACAAACUCCAGGUACAUCCAGGAGCAACAGGAGCAGCAGCAGCUGAUAAUGCAGGAACAGGACGAGCAUUUGGAGCUGGUUUCAGGAAGCAUCCGUGUUCUGAAAGACAUGAGCGGCAGAAUCGGAGACGAACUGGACGAACAGGCCGUGAUGUUGGAGGAGUUUAAUGAGGAGAUGGAGCAGACGGGUUCUAGAAUGGAUUCAGUGCUAAAGAAACUGGAGAAAGUUUCACACAUGACCAGCAGCAGGAGGCAGUGGUGCGCUAUAGGUGUUCUCGUCGUCAUCCUCAUCGUAGUCAUCAUCCUUUUAUCCGCCCUGUGAGAGUGACGCAUCCACGUGGCCAAGAAGUGAUGGAAGAAACAAGCACGUCUCCUCUUCCCUCCGUCCAGCAGUCUGCAAUCUCUGUUUUUAAUGGAGUUUGUUUUCUAUUUUCGGUCAGCUUACGUGACUGAGGGACUGAGGGAGAUUUUAGUGUGUAUUAUAUUUUUAUAAGUGUACAGUAUCCAGCGCAGUAGAACUAUUGGAACACAGCCAAACUGAACACGGCCUGCGAGGCAUGUACUGAUUUCACAUUUUUGCACAUCAUGACGGUUUAUUAUACAAACUCUAUAUUUUAUUGAUGGUUAGCGACUGUCUUGUUCUAAAUGAUAUUGUUAUUAAAAGAAGAUGUAUAAAUACA
Molecule: messenger RNA, 1119 nt
Organism: Trichomycterus rosablanca
Lineage: Eukaryota; Metazoa; Chordata; Actinopteri; Siluriformes; Trichomycteridae
Product: syntaxin-10-like
Exons: 8
Coding region: 27-761 (244 amino acids)
Biological process (GO): vesicle fusion; retrograde transport, endosome to Golgi; Golgi vesicle transport
Cellular component (GO): SNARE complex; endomembrane system; synaptic vesicle membrane
Molecular function (GO): SNARE binding; SNAP receptor activity
Source: RefSeq, a predicted model, not a curated record